GCAUUGGAAGAAAAUUAAAUUUGCUUAAAAAAACUUUAACAUGAUUGUAAAACUGCCAUCGAAUGGGUCAAAAAUUUCACGAUUCAWAGUAAAACUUUUUGAUGGCUUCUUGGAACUCGGCUUCGUGGAAUGGUGGCGAUGUAAAAAUUCAGCAACCUCAAAAUGGCUUUUUUAGUCUAUUAGGUGAUUGGCAAUAAUGGAAGGUGCUUCAAGAAAUGUGGCAGAUUUUUAUAACAAUGUUGCAGCACUUGGUGAAUUUUCAAAAUGCAUGGAUCCACAGUUCAAAGAUAUCAAAAACUGGGAACUCUUUGCAUUUGGUCUUGAUGUUCCUGCAGAUGUAAUACGUAUUUGUAAACUGUACUCAGAGUAUAGUCCAACAAUAAGGCUGUUUCAAUAUCUGAGCCUCACACACCCAAAUAUGACUGUUAGUGAUCUAAAAGCUGUCCUAACAAGAAAUAAGCAGAGAGCAAGAUUUGAUUUGUACAGACUACUCAAAGGUACUAUAAAGCCCUGAAUUUAAAGAUAUCCAAACCUUCAGUCUGCCACUGAAUACUCUGGCCCAGUAAAUAUGUUUAAAAAAAAGAAAAG
This is a messenger RNA of Exaiptasia diaphana, 588 nucleotides long. RefSeq lists its product as uncharacterized. The record is from RefSeq and is a predicted model, not a curated record. Lineage: Eukaryota; Metazoa; Cnidaria; Anthozoa; Actiniaria; Aiptasiidae. Bases 197 to 514 code for a protein of 105 amino acids. The transcript is spliced from 2 exons.